AUAAUUUCUGCUCCCAGCUAUUGAGAGGAUCAGCUGCCGAAGAGUUUUGGAUUUUCAAUCGCGAGAUUAAACAUAAACUAUAUAUCCAAACAUUUGAAUAAAUAACAUUGUUUACAAUUGGAGAAAUUUAUAUUUUUAUAUGGCUACUGUUGAAGAAAUUGAUAUCUUAGACAGCGGUAUGGGAAGCAGUGACAUUAGGUCGCCAGAAGUUAAGUCCAUUCUUCCUGGAGACGAAGAGGAUGAGGAGGAUGAAAGUCUUGUGGAGAGACUCAUAGGACUGACUGAAAUGUUCCCGGAAGAGGUCCGAAACUUCGGAUACAAUGUUGGAACUGGCGUAAAGACAUGUGUCAAAGGUCUUUAUGGACUCUCCUGUUCCGCUACUUGGAUUUUCUUCAGUUCCUCUGCAAUCCUUUUCGCUCCUGUGAUUUUCGAGGUUGAACGAGCCCAGAUGGAAGAAGCACAACGUUCUCAACAAAAACAAGUACUUCUCGGGCCGAACACUGCAAUAUCUAACAUGGGCAACCUUGGAAUGCCUAUGGCUCCUCCUGUUUAACAAUAAAAGUCGAAAAAAUUGUGUCCGUACCUAUUGAAGCAUUUAUCAAACUCCAAAAAUUAUUGAAACACCGUUUACGUUUUGAAAAACUUCGAACAAUGUCCGAAAUAUAAUUACAAUUCAUUAACUAAUUAACGUAAUGGUAAUACCUAGCGAUUCGUAAAGCUCUCCUCACCAAUCCUAUAUUGUGAAAAUUUUCAAAGCGUUCUCCUGUCUUCUUUUCUUUUUUUCCUUGAAGUAAAAAAAGACUGGAAAAAUAA
Molecule: messenger RNA, 813 nt
Organism: Fopius arisanus
Lineage: Eukaryota; Metazoa; Arthropoda; Insecta; Hymenoptera; Braconidae
Gene: mge
Product: translocase of outer mitochondrial membrane 22 homolog mge
Exons: 3
Coding region: 140-553 (137 amino acids)
Biological process (GO): intracellular protein transport
Cellular component (GO): mitochondrial outer membrane
Source: RefSeq, a predicted model, not a curated record